AUGAAACUAGACAUUCUGCUGGAGACUGUUCGCAAAUUACUCGGCCGUCAGCGGCUGUUAGAAUCAAUGAUUCAACAGCAUGCUAAAACCUGGGGACCGGUAGCUUUUCAGCUGCCGAGGAACCCACUCGACCACCACUUACGGUCUGCAGCCGAAUUUCGUCAUUUGAAUGUCCAAUUACAGGACAAGAGCUUCCGACAGGAGCUGGUAAGCCACCAUAUUAAUCACACCCUAUUGCGUUAGACCUCCUUCCUUACAUGCCUUGGUGGGCAGAAUAUUGACGAAUUCGUCAAGCGAAUUUUUCUUCGCAGUGUUCGACGAGGAGAUCAGCCUUUACGUCAAUUUCAAAAGCAGGAAGACGUAAGAGAGCCUCUGCGGUUCUAA
Messenger RNA from Spirometra erinaceieuropaei, 384 nucleotides. The record is from the annotation of a GenBank genome assembly. NCBI's taxonomy places the organism in Eukaryota, Metazoa, Platyhelminthes, Cestoda, Diphyllobothriidea, Diphyllobothriidae.